GUUUCUCUGAUUACAACCACCGACACAACCAGCUAUGUCGAAGUCCCAGGUCCAGGAGCCCCAGGCGGAGAGCUUAUCCAGUAGGCAGAGAUGUCCACAGGCCAGUGGGCUGGAGAGCCUGGCGCCUCUGGUAAGUUCUGUGGAGGAAACCCCUGAUCCGAUCCCCACCACCAUCAAGGGAACUAUACCAACCUGGAUCAAUGGGAGCUUCCUGAGAAAUGGACCUGGGAAAUUUGAAUUCGGAAACGACAGAUACGUCCACUGGUUUGACGGCAUGGCACUGAUGCACCGCUUUCACAUCAGUGAGGGCAAUGUCACCUACAGCAGCCGCUUCCUCAGAAGCAACUCAUAUGUCCAGAACUCAGAGAAGAACCGCAUCGUGGUUUCAGAGUUCGGGACAUUAGCCAUGCCUGAUCCCUGCAAGAAUAUCUUUGCACGAUUCUUUUCAUACUUUCAGAUUCCUGAGGCUACAGAUAAUGCCGGUGUGAACUUUGUCAAGUACAAAGGAGACUAUUACGUCAGUACGGAAACUAACUACAUGAGGAGAAUAGACCCAGAAAGUCUGGAGACAAAGGAGAAGGUGGACUGGAGUAAGUUUGUUGCUGUUAACUCAGCCACAGCUCAUCCACACUAUGACCGUGAAGGCGCCACAUACAAUAUGGGAAAUUCCUACGGCAGAAAUGGCUUUUUCUAUAACAUCGUCCGUGUUCCUCCUCCUGGGGAGAAUGCAGCGACGCAGGACUCAGCCAACCUGACUGGAGCCGAAGUGAUCUGCUCCAUCCGUGCAGCUGAACCCAGAAAACCUUCCUAUUAUCACAGUUUUGUCAUGUCGGAGAACUACAUUGUGUUCAUUGAGCAGCCUAUCAAGCUGAACCUGAUGAUGAUGCUGCUGUACAGAAUAAUGGGAAAAAGCUUUGACAAGAUCAUGUCCUGGGAGCCUCAGUACGGCACCGUCUUCCACCUUGUGGACAGACACACCGGCAAGGAAAGUGAAGUAAAGUACAAAGCAGCACCGAUGUUCACACUGCAUCAGAUCAAUGCUUUUGAGGAGGAUGGGUUCCUGGUGAUGGACCUGUGCUGUGGGGACGAUGGUGCGGUCAUUGGGGACUUCACCCUGGAGAACCUCAGACGAGAAUCUGGAGAGGAAACAGAUAAGUUUUACAACUCAUUGUGUAGAAACCUCCCAAGGAGAUACGUCCUGCCUCUGAACGUGGAUGAACAAACUCCUUUGAACCAAAACCUUGUCACUCUGCAUAACUAUAAAGCCGCGGCAACAAAGACACAACCUGGAGAGGUUUACAUGACGCACGAGGAGCUCCACAGUGAUGAGCUGCUGCAGUACGGCGGCCUUGAGUUCCCCCAGAUCAAUUAUGAGAAGUGCAACGGCAGACCUUACCGCUACUUCUACUCCUGUGGCUUUGGACACGUCUUCGGUGACUCCCUGCUCAAAAUGGAUGUCCACACCAAGGAGCUUAAGGUGUGGCGUUAUGCUGGCUUGUACCCGUCUGAGCCUGUCUUUGUUGCGUCGCCCGAAGCUACUGAAGAAGAUGAUGGAGUGGUCUUGUCAGUCAUCAUCACACCCAGAGAGGAGAAAAGUAGUUUCUUGCUCGUUCUGGAUGCCAAGACCUUCACCGAGCUGGGCAGAGCUGAGGUCCCUGUCAAUAUCCCAUCUGGGACCCACGGCGUGUUUAACAAGAUGGUCUAGAUGUGCCGCUGUUUGCAACUCUGUGGCAAAUUGCUGAAACUGAACCAGCAACCGGCCACUUUAUCCACAGAAUAGAAUAUCUCAGAAGAUGUCAUUGCCUGUGAAACUCCUGAACUGUUAAAGACAGAAGGAAAGGAAUAUGGGGGGAAAACUGCAGACGGGUGCUAUUUCUUUGUGCCUGCUUGAUAGAAAUAGGAGCAUGUCCUCAGUUUGCUGCCAUUACAUUAAGAAAGAUGACAAUCUCUUGGACAAUAACAAGACAACUAGCCCAGCAUAGCCUCAGCACACAGAUGUAGACUGUCCUCUGUGUGUUUUAAUGUGCCCUUGUAAGAAUUUUAAAUACCCCUUUAGGUACCAAACAGCUAAUAAGGCUACUUACUUGGAAGGACUAAUAUUGUCAGUGGGAAAAAUACAUUAAAAUCAAUACACACAUUUAAAUAAAA
Molecule: messenger RNA, 2148 nt
Organism: Mugil cephalus (flathead mullet)
Lineage: Eukaryota; Metazoa; Chordata; Actinopteri; Mugiliformes; Mugilidae
Gene: bco2l
Product: beta-carotene 15, 15-dioxygenase 2, like
Exons: 12
Coding region: 35-1705 (556 amino acids)
Biological process (GO): carotene catabolic process; retinal metabolic process
Cellular component (GO): mitochondrion
Molecular function (GO): carotenoid dioxygenase activity; beta-carotene 15,15'-dioxygenase activity
Source: RefSeq, a predicted model, not a curated record